AUGUAUGGGUUUGAUGGACAGGUUUUAAGCCUUCUGGGUGGAGAACGAACUAGUGGUGGAGUGGUUCAUCUAGGGGAGCCAGAGAAGGCUGAGACAACUACCUUUCAGAUGCCAGAUUUGAUAGACACAGGCGAUGCAAAUGAUCUAUGUGGAACAGAAUAUUCUGUGAAAAUGCAAAGUGAUCAAAGCAAUGUCAAUCCGACAUCGUCAUCAACAAUCCCUAGUAUUGAUGAUCUAUUUGGAGAUAGUUUGCACAAUGGUGUGAGCACCAGUGAACAGAAAAAUGACGAUGACCCCUUUGCAGACGUCUCAUUUCAUAACAACAAUGGUACAGAACAUGUUGCUGAUCUCUUUUCAGGAAUGACUAUUGAUAAACCAGGAGCUACUGGAGUCCAUAUUGCAGCAGAUAAAAAUGGACCUGAAAUUUUGGAUAUUUUUGGUUCCAGUUCCGAGUUUCCACAACAAAACGGGAACUUUGCUGGAACAUUUUCUGAAAAUAUAUUCUCAGAUUCCACUGCAAAUCUCAGUCCACAGGUUUCUAAUGGGGUGUUGAACGACAUGGCUUGUUCUCAAUCAGUUGGGAUGAAUGCAAAUCCUAUGUUUCCUUUGGGUCCCAUGGCUUAUAAUUUGCCUUCUGGCUUCAUGUUCAGUCCAGCAUUUUCUUCUCAGCCAAUGAAUUAUAAUGUCAUGGGGAGUCUUUUGGCCCAGCAGCAAUUCCUAGCAACAACAUCCAACUUUCAGCUGCUGGGGAGCCUGCACUCGCAAAGUGCUGGUGUCAAUCAUGCUGCUCUAAAUAAAGGAGGGGAAUAUUCUUCAGCCCUUCCUGAUAUAUUCAACCCCAGUGUUACAACUCAAACUCCCGCUUCAAUGAUGAACAGUUCGAGGAAAGAGGAGACUAAAGCAUUUGAUUUUAUCUCAGUAAGUUUGGAGCUCUUAACAGUCUUAAAUUAA
Messenger RNA from Ilex paraguariensis (yerba mate), 951 nucleotides. NCBI's taxonomy places the organism in Eukaryota, Viridiplantae, Streptophyta, Magnoliopsida, Aquifoliales, Aquifoliaceae. The record is from the annotation of a GenBank genome assembly.